Messenger RNA from Lucilia cuprina (Australian sheep blowfly), 1248 nucleotides. Its product is annotated as putative mediator of RNA polymerase II transcription subunit 26. The record is from RefSeq and is a predicted model, not a curated record. The transcript has 2 exons. Lineage: Eukaryota; Metazoa; Arthropoda; Insecta; Diptera; Calliphoridae. The annotation marks the transcript as partial.
CAAAUUGGCCGUUAUAUACGACGUGAUGAAUCAGCAUUUUUCACACCCAAAGCCAGUGAGCGUAUAAAACCAGCUGGCCAAAGACAAAGUAUCUUAACAAGUCAUCUAAAUAAUAACAACACUAACAACACUUACAACAACACCAACAACAACACCAACAACAACAAUAAUCAUGCUAAAAUAACAGCAACAUCACCAACAACACCCACUUUAUUGGCCAAUGGUGUAAAUAAUAGUAAUAAAAAAUUCAUUACCAAAAAGCCACGUUCCAUAAACAAUGGCCAAUUAAAUACGAAUGGUUUAACAAAUGGCACAGCAGCGGCCAAUGCCAAACAUCAUCCUCAUCCAACACAAAGCUCAAAAAAGCAAAACAAAUUAAAACCGGUCAAAGAGAGAAGACCCACAGCAUUGCCCACCGAACAACCGACAAUUGAAGGCAAUACGGCUACAGAGAAUGGUAAUGACAAUAAGGCGAAAUUUUUUAUAGGCACCCAUGAUGAAAAUGAUAAUACCGAUGAGGAGGAGGAGGAGGAUGGGGAAGAGGAUAGGAAAGAUUCUGAAGAGAUGUUGGUAGUAGAUUUUACUGAGGAUUGUGUGGAUAGUAAAUAUACAUCACCCAAUACUUCGUUCAGUUCGAAAACUUUUGAUAUUUUAAAUGCCAAAUUGCGCAACAGUAAGCUACCCAGCAAUACUAGUAAUAAACUGAGUAAAUUUACACGUACCCCCACCAAUAACUCAACACUGUCGUCACAACAUGAAGUGAUAUUGGAAAAAGACAUAGUAAAUAUACCACCACCACCGCCCUUGCCACCAUCGCCCCUAGUUGUAGCACACUCAUCCUCGAUAUUAUCCCUUAAGAAUUCGAAAAGUAAACGUAGCUCAUGUGACACCGCUGCUGCUGUACAACAGCAGCCGUAUGCAGUAGCACCAUCCACACCCACCAUACAAGAAGAUACAACAACGACAACGAGUAGAAAUUUAACGGAAACGGAAGUGCAUAAAGCAUCAACAGCAUCAUCAUCAGCACUAACAGCAUCAACGCAUAACGGAUGUGCUAAAGUAAGAUAUUUUCUACAUGCAACAUGCAUGACUGACAAACAGGCAAACAUGCAUUUAAUCACAUUUUUUUUCCUCACACACAACUCAAGCACAUCAUCACAACCACCCACUCAAUCACUAACACACACACACACACACAUGCCUAAAUCUUUUCACUUCCUUGCUUUUUUUCUGCAGGACCUUAACUAA